Schistosoma spindalis is the source of this 2298-nucleotide messenger RNA. Lineage: Eukaryota; Metazoa; Platyhelminthes; Trematoda; Strigeidida; Schistosomatidae. The record is from the annotation of a GenBank genome assembly.
CCUUACGCUAUUAUUCCAACGUCUUUCGGAUAAUGGAAUAGUAGUCAACCCAGAAAAAUGUGAAUUGGGUAAAUCAGAAAUAAUAUUUCUGGGUCACAUCAUCAAACAAGAGGGUAUUCUACCUUGCGAGGACAAAAUUCGAGCAAUCAAGGAGUACAACGUGCCGUCCUCAAUCAAGGAACUGAAGGCUUUUCUCGGUUUGGUUAACUUCUACCGACGUUUUAUCCCUCACGCGGCAGAACGGUUACGACCAUUAACCGAUUUACUACGCGGUAAUCCACGCAAAUUAGAAUUGAACGAUACCGCACGUACUGCAUUCUCAGAGAUCAAAACGGCUCUCGCUGAAGUUACACUUCUCGCUCAUCCUGACCCAUCAGCCACGCUUAGUAUAGCGGUUGAUGCAUCGGAUUUUGCUAUAGGAGCCGUUAUGCAACAGAAUAUCUCCGGUAGUUGGCAACCGCUUGAAUUUUUCUCACGACGCCUUACUCCCACGGAGACGAGAUAUAGCGCUUUUGGUCGCGAGCUGCUUGCAGCCUACUGCGCCAUCAAACAUUUCCGGCACGCAGUAGAAGGACGUCAAUUCAUUUUAUUCACCGACCAUAAGCCCUUAACGUAUGCCCUGCAUAUCAAGUCUGACCGCUACUCACCACGAGAGUGCAGACAUUUGGACUAUAUCUCCCAGUUCACGACAGACCUUCGUCACAUUAAAGGCGAGUCGAACUAUGUUGCCGAUGCUCUAUCACGUAUCCAGACGAAUGCAGUUACCUUACCGGUGCUCGAUCUUCCUGCUAUGGCCGCCGCGCAAGCAAACGAUCCUGUCUGUACAGAAGCACCACAAUCUUCGUCCCUUCAGUGUCAGGAAGUACCCCUAGCUACUAGCUCAGGUACUAUCCUAUGUGAUACGUCUACCGGUCUACCUCGACCCAUCGUACCCUCUACCUAUCGCCGUCUCGUCUUUGAUGCCCUUCAUGGAUUGUCUCAUCCAGGUAUCGCAGCUACCUUACGUCUCAUCGCUGCACGAUACGUCUGGCCGUCCAUGAAUAAAGAUGUUCGUAUGUGGGUAAAGCAAUGCUUACAGUGUCAACGAUCAAAAGUGCACAGGCACGUAGCUGCCCCCAUUGGCACGUUCGCUACGCCUGAUGCUCGCUUUGAUCACGUUCAUAUAGACAUUGUAGGACCAUUGCCACCAUCGCAUGGGUAUGAUCACAUACUCACGUGCAUUGACCGUUUUACAAGAUGGCCCGAAGCUAUUCCCAUCACGUCUAUCACGGCGGAGACAGUUGCUCACCGCUUCGUAGAACGAUGGAUAGCAUUGUACGGUUGUCCCUCGACUGUCACGACUGACCGAGGACAACAAUUUGAGCCCGCAUUAUUCUCCUCACUGACCCGGCUGCUUGGUACGGAACGCAUACGCACUACCGCCUACCAUCCAGCAUCGAAUGGUUUAGUCGAACGGUUUCAUCGCCAACUUAAAAGUGCUCUCCGAGCACACGAAAACGACGAUUGGUACGAAACCUUACCGCUCGUUCUCUUAGGCAUCAGAACGAGUUUGAAGGCAGAUAUCCAAUGUUCCGCCGCUGAACUUGUAUACGGCACGACAUUGCGUCUGCCUGGGGAAUUCUUCACACCACGGAGCAGUAAUGAUUUCGGUAAAUCAGACUACGUCCAUCGACUGUCUGCAUUUAUGCGAACGCUGUCUCCGGUGUCAACUCGAAUACAACAUCGACAGGUCGCUCUCCCUCGAGAGUUAUCUACCUGUUCACAUGUUUUCAUACGAGUAGAUUCGGUACGCAAACCUCUACAACAGCCUUACGAAGGCCCUUUUCACGUGAUCUCUCGUCACGAAAAGACCUUCAAGGUUGAUCGACACGGCCGCGUCGAGAUCGUCAGCAUUGAUCGUCUCAAACCAGCACACGUCGAUGACAGUGCCCUACCCAAUAACUUGAGACUCAAUGCUAGACCUACCAAACCUUCUAGCGGGAUCUCUACAUCUACCUCGGAUCCCACGCUAGAUACAUCAGAGACCUCGUUCUCACGUCCCGGUCAACAGCACGCGUCAUCUGCACCAUCUACGGACGAGACUUCCGUCUCACGUCCAGAUCGGCAGACCACGCCGCCCUUGACCUCGGAUGAGAUCGCAGGCUCACGAAGCACGAACGAGACCACCGUCUCACGUUCCGGUCGCCGGGUACGAUUACCCGUACGCUUUCGCGACUAAACGCACAGUCAAUAACAUACGGUGUAGGAUUAUUCCUAUACUACACGCAUGCUACACUUUUCUUUUUUUGAUUUUUUUUU